AGAGUCACAUGAUCGCCAUCAUAUGAUUUGCAUACAGGGGAACGACCUGUUUAAGAUAGCUGAACUCAUCAUCAGCGAGAAAGACACAUCUCAAGACAGUUUGAGAGUUUGAUGAUCGGAGUCAUCCACCAUGGCUUGGACAAAAUACCAGCUCUUUCUCGCCGGUCUGAUGCUCACCACGGGCUCUAUCAACACGCUCUCCGCAAAAUGGGCUGAUAUGUUCUCUGCACCUGGUUGUCAUGGUUCCCCAAAUCAUGCCUUCUCCCACCCUUUUGUACAGGCUGUGGGGAUGUUUCUGGGAGAGCUUUCCUGUCUGGUGGUGUUCUACAUUCUCCUUUGUCAUGAUCGGCACAAACCUGAGCCCACAAUGGAUCCGGGCCAAAGUUUCAACCCCCUGCUUUUUCUCCCCCCUGCCCUUUGUGACAUGUUGGGAACAUCCAUCAUGUAUGUUGCACUGAACAUGACCAGUGCCUCCAGUUUCCAGAUGCUGCGAGGAGCUGUGAUCAUCUUCACUGGACUCUUGUCUGUAGCGUUUUUAGGACGCCGACUUCAGCCCAGUCAGUGGGUUGGGAUACUAGUCACCAUCUUUGGACUGGUGGUGGUUGGCCUAGCUGAUUUCAUGAGUGGCCAUGGGGAUGACUCCCAUAAGCUCAGUGAGGUUAUCACAGGGGACCUUUUGAUCAUCAUGGCACAAAUUAUUGUUGCAGUCCAAAUGGUCCUGGAGGAGAAGUUUGUUUACAAGCACAAUGUGCAUCCACUGAAGGCUGUUGGGACUGAAGGUUUUUUCGGAUUUGUCAUCCUCUCUUUGCUUCUUAUCCCAAUGUUCUACAUCCACGUGGGAAGUUUUGCUGAUAACCCACGGCAGGUCCUUGAAGACGCGCUGGAUGCCUUCUGUCAGAUUGGCCAUAAGCCCCUUAUUUUACUGGCACUGCUGGGCAACACCGUGAGCAUCGCCUUCUUUAACUUCGCUGGCAUCAGCGUCACCAAGGAAAUAAGUGCCACUACUCGCAUGGUUCUGGACAGUCUGCGUACUCUGGUCAUCUGGGUUGUGAGUUUACUGCUGGGUUGGGAGGUAUUCCAUGGCCUACAGAUUUUAGGCUUCAUCAUCCUACUCGUGGGUACAGCACUAUACAAUGGACUCCACAAGCCCUUGAUGGCCAAACUGCCCUGCUGCCACGGAGAGCAGAGAGUAGAGGAGGGAGAGGCUCCAGAGAGAGAGAGACUGCUUGGUGCAGGAAAAGCUGCAAACGAGAGCUAAUAUUGGACUUUGAUCAAAAUGCUGCUCGCAAAGCAUUUUAUUUUAGUUUUAACUGUUAUUUCAAUUUUAAGAAUCACAAUGUUUUUAGAGUUUGAUUCAACACUUGGAAACCAUCACUACUAAUUGCCUACAGCCAUUUUUGUGGGCAUGUCUCAACAGUUUUUUUUUUUUAAAAAAAAAAAAAAAAAGAACAGUUGUGCUUUAGAUUUUAAAAUGGUGGAAUGCACAUUUUUACUUUAGGAAAGGGAAUUAUAUUUCAUGAUUUUGAUGCCAAAAAUCUUAAUAUUUUAAAUUUUUUAAUCCUGUGGUUUUUAAUACCACAAUUUAUAGGUUUUAAAACAUCUUGUUUAUGUGCUGUUGUUUGGGAGGACAUUAUUUCUCUAACCAUUUUAUUUGAAUAAUAUUUUUAGUGAUCUGUGAAACGGGUAUUGUGUACUCACAAAAAAAAAAAAUCUUCUGUUAGUUGAAGUAUAUUUGGUUUAUAAAAAUAUGGAAGGCUCGCUGAGUUUACUGCAAGUAAAUAUUACAAUGUUGUUGUUGUUUUUUAGCACAUGGAACCAUAAUCUCAAACAGUGUAUCUGCAUAAAUCAGAUAAUUUGAAAUUAUCUAUUCUUUUUAUAUAUAUAUAUAUAUGAAUGAAUGAAUGAAUAUUUGUUUGUUGUUAAUGAAAACAUGAAGAAGAAAGAACUGAAUGACUAUGAUGGAUUAAAUGCAAGUAAUGUCUGUGUGACAUAUCUAA
Puntigrus tetrazona (Sumatra barb) is the source of this 1997-nucleotide messenger RNA. RefSeq names its product solute carrier family 35 member F6 (gene slc35f6). The record is from RefSeq and is a predicted model, not a curated record. The transcript has 6 exons. Gene Ontology annotation, biological process: transmembrane transport. Bases 131 to 1258 code for a protein of 375 amino acids. Gene Ontology annotation, molecular function: transmembrane transporter activity. Gene Ontology annotation, cellular component: membrane; intracellular membrane-bounded organelle. NCBI's taxonomy places the organism in Eukaryota, Metazoa, Chordata, Actinopteri, Cypriniformes, Cyprinidae.